Messenger RNA from Knipowitschia caucasica, 717 nucleotides. The record is from the annotation of a GenBank genome assembly. Lineage: Eukaryota; Metazoa; Chordata; Actinopteri; Gobiiformes; Gobiidae.
AUGCUCUCACCUCCCCCGUCCUCCUCCUCCUCUGCUCUCACCUCCACCUCUGUCCUCCUCCUCCUCUGCUCUCACCUCCUCCUCUGCUCUCAUCUCCCCCGUCCUCCUCCUCCUCUGCUCUUAUCUCCCCCAUCCUCCUCCUCCUCUGCUCUUAUCUCCCCUGUCCUCCUCCUCUGCCCUCACCUCCACCUCUGUCCUCCUCCUCCUCUGCUCUUAUCUCCCCUGUCCUCCUCCUCUGCUCUCACCUCCCCCGUCCUCCUCCUCCUCUGCUCUCACCUCCACCUCUGUCCUCCUCCUCCUCUGCUCUCACCUCCUCCUCUGCUCUCAUCUCCCCCGUCCUCCUCCUCCUCUGCUCUUAUCUCCCCCCCUCCUCCUCCUCCUCUGCUCUUAUCUCCCCUGUCCUCCUCCUCUGCCCUCACCUCCACCUCUGUCCUCCUCCUCCUCUGCUCUUAUCUCCCCUGUCCUCCUCCUCUGCUCUCACCUCCCCCCUGUCCUCCUCCUCCUCCUCUGCUCUUAUCUCCCCUGUCCUCCUCCUCUGCUCUCACCUCCCCCCUGUCCUCCUCCUCCUCCUCUGCUCUUAUCUCCCCUGUCCUCCUCCUCUGUCCCCCCUGUCCUCCUCCUCUGCUCUCACCUCCUCCUCUGCUCUCCCCUACCCUUUCUUCCUCUCCCUCUGCUCUCACCUUCCCCUCCCCUUCUCUCCUCCCUCUCCAGACGUAG